AGGGUCGGAAGCAUAAUUAUCAGUAGAGAAACAGAUUUAGAUUUACCAAAAUGAAAAAAAUAGAUAAACAGAUCCAGUAGCACAAAAAGUUCCCACCAAAGCAAUUUCUGUUCACUUGAGAAAAAAAGAUUAAUAAUAAUAAAAAAUCAAGAAGAAGAGUCGGUGAUGGUGCAAAAACAAAUAAAGUCCAAAAAAUGGCAGUAGCAUUAACCGCGUUUGUUUCUCUCUCUUCAAUCUCUAUCGUAAUUCGGAUCUCGAUCGAACUGUUUAUCUGACUCAGAUUCGUUUGGUGGUAUUCACCAUUCAGCUGCUGCUGCUGCCGCUGCAAUAACCAAGAAAAUGGCAAAUUCCUCAUCCUCCUCCUCCUCAGUACGAAACUUGUUGAAAGAAAGAACAUUCCCAUUCCUUUUGACCAUCUCUGUCUUGUUCCUCAGCGCCAUUUUCCUCAUCUUCGGCAACAAUUUCCAGUACCCUUUCUUCUCCUCCGAUCUUCAAACCCAGACCCGGACCCACUCGGUCUCCAUAUCUUCUCCUCCAUCUCCGACACUUUCUUCCAAGUCCGAGCCCAACUCAGCUCCUGGCUCUGUUACACCUCCCCAGAAAAAGGACGGCGUUCCUCCGGAUGACGUUGACUCAGCUCCUGUUACACCUCCCCAGAGAGACGACGCCGUCCCUGCGAAUCCUGUGGAUGAUGAUCAUGAUCAUGAUGAUGCAGUGGUCCGUGUUGAUAUCAAUUGGGAACUCUGUAAAGGUCCGCUGGCUGUUGAUUACAUACCCUGUCUGGACAAUUUCAAAGCAAUUAAGGCUUUGAAGUCGAGGAGGCAUAUGGAGCAUCGCGAGCGGCACUGCCCCGACCCGAGUCCGAGGUGUUUGAUUCCACUUCCAGUUGGAUAUAAGAUGCCGGUUCCGUGGCCUAAGAGCAGGGACAUGAUAUGGUAUGACAAUGUUCCUCAUCCAAAACUUGUUGAGUACAAGAAAGAGCAAAAUUGGGUUCGAAAGUCCGGAGACUAUCUUGUUUUUCCUGGGGGCGGUACCCAGUUCAAGGAUGGAGUUUCUAGCUACAUUGACUUCAUAGAACAGACUUUACCAAGCAUUAAAUGGGGGAAGCACAUAAGGGUUGUUUUAGAUGUUGGUUGUGGCGUUGCUAGCUUUGGUGGCUAUUUGCUGGACAAAAAUGUUAUUACCAUGUCAUUUGCGCCAAAGGAUGAACAUGAAGCUCAGAUACAGUUUGCAUUAGAACGAGGAAUUCCUGCUACUCUUUCAGUCAUUGGAACACAAAGGCUGACAUUUCCAGACAAUGCGUAUGAUAUGAUUCAUUGCGCAAGAUGCAGGGUUCAUUGGGAUGCCAAUGGAGGAAAACCAUUAUUGGAGCUGAAUAGAAUUCUUAGGCCUGGUGGUUUUUUCGUAUGGUCUGCUACACCAGUAUAUCGUGAUGAUGAAAGAGAUCAGAAUGUAUGGAAGGCUAUGUUGAAUAUAACAAAAUCUAUGUGCUGGAAGACUGUUGCUAAGACUGUUGAUUCUUCUGGAAUUGGGCUUGUAAUAUACCAGAAACCUGACUCAUAUUCUUGCUAUGAAAAUCGCAAAGAAAAUAGUCCGCCUAUCUGUGAUGAUAAAGAGGCUGAAAACAGUUCAUGGUAUGUGCCUCUUGGUAGUUGUAUUUCCCAACUUCCAACAGAUAGCGAGGGUAACUUGUUGAGGUGGCCCAUGCCAUGGCCCCAGAGGCUUAACAGUCAACCUCCAAGCUUAUCAGGUGGAGAGACUGUCCAAACAUUUUACAAGGAUACCAAAUAUUGGUCUGCACUUGUGCCAGAUGUUUAUCUGGACGGUCUUUCAGUAAACUGGUCAAGUGUGAGGAAUAUCAUGGAUAUGAAUGCUGGCUUUGGAGGAUUUGCCGCGGCACUUGUGGAUCUGCCAGUCUGGGUGAUGAAUGUGGUUCCUGUUGAUAUGCCAAAUACUCUAUCCUUCAUAUUUGACAGAGGCUUGAUUGGAGUCUACCAUGACUGGUGCGAGUCUUUAAAUACCUACCCUCGGACAUACGAUCUUAUACAUUCUAGCUUUCUCUUCGAAAAACGUUCACAAAGAUGUGAAAUUGAGGUUAUAGUCGCAGAGAUGGACCGCAUAUUGAGGCCAGGUGGAUAUGUAGUGAUUCAAGAGACCAAGGAAAUGAUUAAAAACCUUAGGCCAAUCUUGCAAUCACUUCAUUGGUCUUUAACCCUCCAUCAAGAUCGGUUUCUUAUUGGCAAGAAGGGGUUCUGGCGUCCAACGGUUUGAUUGGAGUUCGUUAUCUGAACGUUUCCACUUUUGAAUCUUACUUAGUUUUUAUACCUUUCAUUGAGUGCAUGAAAAGCAUGACGCAGUUAAAACCUAUUCAUUUGACUCUUACAUUGAUGUAUGCUUAUAGGUAAAAAAUUUACUUUAAAUAGAAGCAACAAAGAAAUGAUAUUGGUCUAUUUUGUUUCUCCUUUAA
Molecule: messenger RNA, 2467 nt
Organism: Ziziphus jujuba (common jujube)
Lineage: Eukaryota; Viridiplantae; Streptophyta; Magnoliopsida; Rosales; Rhamnaceae
Product: probable methyltransferase PMT23
Exons: 8
Coding region: 340-2271 (643 amino acids)
Cellular component (GO): trans-Golgi network; endosome; cytoplasm
Molecular function (GO): methyltransferase activity
Source: RefSeq, a predicted model, not a curated record